Messenger RNA from Syngnathus typhle (broad-nosed pipefish), 5945 nucleotides. RefSeq names its product peroxisomal biogenesis factor 5-like a (gene pex5la). Lineage: Eukaryota; Metazoa; Chordata; Actinopteri; Syngnathiformes; Syngnathidae. Gene Ontology annotation, cellular component: cytosol; peroxisomal membrane. Bases 419 to 2275 code for a protein of 618 amino acids. The record is from RefSeq and is a predicted model, not a curated record. Gene Ontology annotation, biological process: protein import into peroxisome matrix, docking. The transcript has 15 exons. Gene Ontology annotation, molecular function: protein binding.
GGGAGCGCAUCGGCCGAACCAGGAUGAGGAGGAGCGCGCUAUAAGAAGACAAGCGACCCCGGACAGCAUUCACACAGCAGACUCGACUAUGACGAAGAGAUGAGGAGAGCGAGAGAGAGCAAUGAACUAAGAAGAGAGAGAGAAGAGCGAUCAGGAUGACUUAUUUUGAGGCUGUGGCUUGAGCGCCCAUUGCGAGAGAGAGGGAGGGAGGAAGGGACGCCCCGGCGAGUUUCAAGUGGCCGGGCGGAGCUGCUGCUUAUUCCAAGUGUCACAUUGAACACCUGAGCGGUCUGUUCCCUGCCUCAUCACCAUCCUCGUCCUUUUACUUGACCCCGAUGUCAUCAAUUCUACUUUGAGCUUCGAGAAGUCUGGAACAAGUCCCGACAGUCAGUGACGGAGACAUCCGUGACGCCUCAAUAUGUACCAGGGGCAUUUACAGGGCAAAGACUCUAGGGCUGCAGAUAAGACUGUUGCCAUGGUCCUGAAGGAGAUACCAAGUAAGGCGUCUUCAGAAGGCAAGCCCCUCCUCACGGUGACUACCAAGUUGGUGAGUGAGCAACAAGAAAGUCGCCCGCUACUGAGUCCAUCCAUUGACGAUUUUCUUUGCGAGACCAAGUGUGAUGGGCUUUCUCGCCCAGUGACUUCCAACACAGCAGUUCUCUCGUCAACAUUGGACCUACUGGAUCUCAGCGAGCCAAGCGAGCAGAGAAACAACAAAGACAAAAAGAGUCCUCGUUCAUCCCGUAGCGACAAGCAAAAAAGCCCGCACAGGAAAAAGAACGCAGAAACAGAGCUGAUCCAGGUGGAGCUGGAACAGAGCAUGCGGACAACAGAGAGAGCAUCACUUGACUCCGCUAUCGUUGGUUCACCGUUGGAUAGAUGGGAAGAGUUGAACCCCAACCCUGAGAGAAACAGUAACAGAAAGUGGAAAUUGGAGAGACGGCGUUCAUCAAAAAACUCUUCAAAUGAAUUUCUAUGGUCCAUUGACUCUAAAACCCAAUUAGAGCCAUUGAAUAAAAACUGCGUGGAAGCAAACACCAAAGCAGAACCCGAGUCUGCCCUUGCAUCUCAACUCAACAGGCAGUAUAUUAGUGGAAGACAUGCUCGUCUAACCAAGGAUCAGCGGUGGGGCAGCGCCCUCCUUUCCAGACAUCAGUCUCUAGAAGAAGAGUUUGAGCGAGCCAAGGCUGCCGUGGAGUCGGAUACAGAGUUCUGGGAUAAGAUGCAAGCAGAGUGGGAGGAACUGGCUCGACGAAACUGGCUGACGGAGAAUGAGCAAGCCCAGAUUCCCUCCACGGUCUCUCCACAUGAGAAGGGUUACUACUUCCACACGGAUAAUCCUUAUAAGGACUUGCCUAAUGCGUUUGAUGAGGGGUUGAAGAAGUCUCGAGAAGGAGACUUGCCAAAUGCGGUGCUUAUGCUGGAAGCAGCUGUCUUGCAAGACCCUCAUGAUUCCGAGGCUUGGCAAGUGCUCGGGACCACUCAGGCCGAAAAUGAGAAUGAGCAGGCAGCGAUUGUCUCCCUACAGAGGUGUUUGGAACUCCACCCCAACAAUCUCACGGCCCUCAUGGCCUUGGCGGUGAGUCUGACCAACACGGGUAUGCGUUACGAAGCCUGCGAGGCUUUGCUCCGCUGGCUGCGGCACAAUCCGAAAUACAAACACCUCCUGAAAGGCAAAAACCAACUUGCGGGAUCCCCAAACUCCCAGCGCAGGAUGUCCCAAGCGCCCAACGUUGGCAGGCAUGAAAGCUCCGUGCUACCCGAGGUCAAGGAACUCUUCUUGGAGGCAGUCCAGCACAACUCGGACACCGUUGACCCGGACUUGCAGACGGGCCUCGGGGUGCUUUACAACCUCAGCAGCGAGUUCAACAAGGCGGUGGAUGCUUUCAACACGGCCUUGUCAGUGCGGCCUGAGGAUUACUUGCUGUGGAACCGGCUAGGGGCAACUCUUGCAAAUGGAGACCGAAGCGAGGAGGCGGUGGAGGCGUACACAAGAGCUUUGGAGCUUCAGCCGGGAUUUAUCAGGUCUCGCUAUAACCUGGGAAUCAGCUGCAUUAACCUCGGAGCACACAGAGAAGCGGCCAGCAACUUCCUGACAGCCCUCAGUCUUCAGCGGAAAAGCCGGAGUCGACAGCAGUCCCACCAGGUCAUGUCCGGAAACAUCUGGGCCGCUCUCAGGAUAGCUUUGUCCAUGAUGGACCAGCCUGAACUCUUCCAGGCUGCAAACAUCGGUGACCUGGAUCUUCUCAUGAAAGCCUUUAACUUAGACAUAUGAGGAAUAGUAAGGUAGUGACAACUGUUGUUCCUCCUCUUUCGUCUAGCCAGUAGCUCAGAGCCCAAAGCGGACACAUCAGAAUGCAUCGGAUGUAAGGCUGGAGAUUUUCCGUUUCUUUUUAUGCACGUCGUCCACCCCAAUUAACUUGGAGCUGUUCUGAGGACAGGUUCUUCCAAGUGACUGCUUUGUGACGGAUUUGCACAGCACCCCGAAGAGCACAAGGGUGGGCGAAGAUUGUACGAGCAAUGCCUUAGAGAAUUUUGUCAAUUAAAAACGGGCUCAGUCAUUGGAACAGAGCUGAACCGGGAGUGAUCUCACAGAGGGAUUCCGUCAUGUACAGUUUGCUGUUUGCACACAACUGACGAGAUUUUGGGAAAACAAAGCUUUCGCUCAGAAAGACUCACGGGUGGAUUCAGUGAGCAAAUGAAAACAACUGCACCAUAUAUCCUGAAGUUCACAUUUCUCUUGCCGGCUUGGAAUAAUGCUCCCGCAUGACUUUUCAAAAUGUUUCCCUUUUUGCACUUGAGACAAACCGGUAACCUCCUCAGUCCAAGUGGAAUGUGCAAGCCAGGUUGUGUUAAGCCUUACUCAAAAGCAUGCCGACAAGAUUUAUUGAUACUAUUUUUAUGGCAACACAAAAACACUAAGCCAUUGCAUCCUAUAUAUUAGAUUACCGGACCAGUUUCACUUUCUUUGAUUUAUUGCUGUUUCUGUCUUUUUCUCAUUUGCCUGAACCUGUUCUUUUUUUUAAUCUUUGCUCAAUUUAAUGUAAUGAUGGUUUUCUGCUGAGCAUCAAUUUUGAAGAAAAAAAAUUUCAUCACUCCGUACUGUUUCAGCUUCUAAACCUUUAAACUUUUUCUUUAUCUUCAGGCAUCAUCCAACUUUUCCAAGCAGUGCAGUUCAGGUUUAGGUUUGGAAGUGGUACUGCUUGGUGGGAAUUAUUUUAGUUAAAAAAAAAUAGCAUGGUUAUAAUCCAGAAAAGUCAAAUACCCGCCAUUCCAUGUCCUCUGCAGCACUAUUGUUUGAAAGUCACUCUGUGACUUUUAUUUUCAGUCAAUUGGACUAAAUGGUAACCUUCCAUCUGCCUUCCUUUACGUUGAGCCCAACACUUGGCUAUUUAACAGGCGUGGCAGCGACCCUGCCAAGCUGAAGAUGUGGAGGUCUGAUUCUAUGCAAAAGGUCAUAUUUCAUGUUUAUCGGACCUUAGAAAAAUGCUAAGAAUGCUAUCAGGGGAAGCCAGAGCCCAGUUAUUAUUCUUUCCAAUCAUACAGCAGUGUGGUCGUGGGUUGAAUAAGGACAAGGAUUUCAUUAGGAAAUCGGUGCGAGACAACAACAGGAGAUAAACCCAAAUCUGAAGAUAAAGGCAACACAAUUCAUUUUGUAGCCUGGUGUGCCACGUUGUGUUACAUGGCAGUGUCAUCUUUGUCCUUGUUUGCACCAAAAAUAUCAGAAUUACAUCAACGCCGUCCUGCUGAUUUACUGUUUGAAUUCAUGCGGGCUACCUUUUGUCAAGGAACAGGAAAUUUCACUAACAUUGUAAUAAUAACAUGUUAACUUUCAUGGCAGUAAAAAGUGUGUUUUUUUUUUUUUUUUGCUCACACCAGCUUCUUUGCUCAACAUUGAACUAAAAAUUAAAACCUAAAUAUCUGUUUUGCUUCUUAAAAUGUUAACGUUUUCUUUUUGGGAUGCAGCUACGCCAGCCCUCACUUUGAACCGCCAAUAUUGAGUGAACAUUUUUGAUCGGGCUAUGUCGUUUCUACAUCCUGCAAAAUCAUUUAAACUAGUUUUGUUGUGCAGAUGCGUUUGAACGUAUGUAAUAAUAGUCUUUUGAACAUACAGAUAAAGUCGUUGGAGUAGAUAGACAAAGUUCUCCGAACGUAUUUGAUAAAGCCAGUCAAGCGUAUUGGUAAAACAUAGGCUAAAAGCUAAAAACGUUUUUCCCCAAUAAUGCAACAUAUUUUUUCCAAUGACCCCGUGGGCUUUUGUGUAAUUGCCAAUGUUUUGUUUUUACAUUUAUUUAUUUAUUUAUUUAUUUAUUUAUUUAUUUAUUUAUUUAUUUAUUUAUUUGUGCUGAGGUGGUUUUAAUAAUUGACUUUACUAACUUGAGGACACGCCAGAUAUUCUGUGCAUGCUGCUACAGCAUAUACAGCCAAAACAAGUCACGGGCGGAAAGUAGUCUGUGUGUGAAGAAAAAAUUAUAGUCAGGCGAGACCACCAGAGAGGGUUUUAUGAUCCCCAAAAAAUAGUUUGUAAUGUUUUUUUUUCCACCCACUGUCCUUGUUAAUUCAAUGAGGCCACAUGGCAGAAUGGCUUUGGAUGAGUCUUUUGUGCCUCUGCGUCACAGCUGGCCACCAGAUCUGUUUGUUUUCACUGGCCUCCUCCACACUGUCCUAAAUGCUGACAUUGCCAGGUCCCCACACGACCGCCAGGCUUGUUGGACAAAGCAGGACCGGUACAAGCCUCCAAAUAACUUUUUUUUUCUUCAAUAGACAGGAGUCAUUUAGAAACACCACCUGUUCAUGCAACUGUGUAUCAAAACUGAAACAAUGAUGUCUGUUUCCAAAUGUACAAAAUCCUAAAUCUAGUUUUCUGAUAGAGGUUUGCAGGCCUCUACUGUUUUUGCUUGAAAUGAAGAAACUAUUUUUUUAAAGAAACCUUCGAUGGCAUACUGUAUUGCAUUGAGUGUCGGUAGAAGCGACUCGUUGAAGCCUCUCAGGUGAAUUCUCAUAAAGCAUGCUCCUGAGAAACAAAACGAGCUUGAGCGCAUGCCCGAUCCUUUUACAUUGAGUUUGUAUGCAUGGGCAACGUGGAAAUGCUUUCUUUUAGUCCGAGUAACAGCAUAUAUGGCAUUUCAUUGAGAUAUGUUUGCAAUUUAAAAACUGCACCCUUGACAAAAAAGUGCAUAUACAUACUACAUCUAUAUACUGUAAAAUGCUUUGGUUAGAAUGAAACAGCUAAUGAACAAAACACUAUGAAGCUCACUAGUACGUUACUAGGAAUUUUAGAAUUACCGUAUGACUUGACUACUGAUAACGUUUUUUACGAACCCCAACCAUUAGAGCGAUAUAGUAUCUCCUCAAAUAUGUUUUAAUCCUUGAAAUUAUUCAUGAUUAUUAAUAUACUCUUGCAAUUUGGCCCAAAUAUUUCAUUUGGGUAUAAAUCCAAAUUCUUUAUUUUUUUGUCCUCCUUUCAUUACCAUUAGAUGUGCAAUUUGAUAUUAUUGCAAAAUUUAUUAAAUUUCACAACCGUUUUAUCUCACUGACUAUGUGAUGAAUUAGUCACCAAAUUAUUGGGCUAGAUUUAAUUCAAUAAUCAUUAUCUUGCCUUAUGAUGAUCAAAAAACUAUAAAUGUGCCUCAACAUCUUUCAAGUUCUUCUAAGUUUUUGUCAAAGGUAUAAAUGGUUGGGGUUUGUAAGAGUUAUCUGUAUUUUUUACUUCACUGAAGUGUACAAAAGUAAUUUUUGUAUUUUGUUGAGCUAUGCAUCUGACAUGUAUGAAGGACAUUGAAAUGAUACGCUUUAAUCAAUAAUACGCUUUAAACAAUCCAUUUAGUUCAACACUGUAAUGCAUAUUACUCUCCCUGUAUAAUCACAAUGACCGCAUUAGAACCUUUAAAAUGAACAUUAUGAAAGUAAUCUUUUCAAAAUAAACUGUUGUGAUACAAAUUCCA